This is a messenger RNA of Aegilops tauschii subsp. strangulata, 3709 nucleotides long. RefSeq lists its product as uncharacterized. Gene Ontology annotation, molecular function: ADP binding; ATP hydrolysis activity. The record is from RefSeq and is a predicted model, not a curated record. NCBI's taxonomy places the organism in Eukaryota, Viridiplantae, Streptophyta, Magnoliopsida, Poales, Poaceae. Gene Ontology annotation, biological process: recombinational repair.
GGCCUUUGUGCUGUGUGGCAGUGGCACUGGUAGCACUGGUGCUACUACUAGGAGACACUAGUAGCUCCACGUUUGCCUGCGCCUUUUGAUGCCACAUUUGGUUUCCGGUUUAUUUUAGGGGUUGGUGGUCAUCUCAAGAGAGGACCCCCGAACUGAGGCUGUACUUUCUUGGCACCAAUGGGCCGCUCCUCCUCCUAGUCCUAGGACAAAGAUCACGGAGAUAGGGAGCAUAGUUAUUACGCCCAUCCAUUCAAUGGUGCUCGAGUCGGAAAACUAGGACUUUUUUCAAAUCCGGCUCCAGCCCCCCCUGCCAUUUUUGGUCCUUGAAGCUUCAGUUCAGCAAGUGGCUCUGAAGAGAGUGGGCAAGAGUAUUGGCAUUGGAUUCUUGAAGGAUACCUCAGUAUACCAGGACAUGAGGAGCUCCAGAUCAUGCCGCGCUUUCCAGCAGAAGCACCGAGCUUUGUUGUGAUUUGGUAGCCAUGGAGAUGGAGGAGCAGAAGGAAGCCCCGGGCUUCCUUGAGGUGCCCAAGGACAUCCCCGUCGCCACCAAGCCCCUCACCAUCAGGACCAAUGCCGGGUUCAGCAGCAGCUCCGACCGCUCCAACCCCAUCUCGCCGGCCAUCUCCUUCACCCCGCACCUCUACUCGCCGUCGCCGCCGUCCUCCGCCUUCGUGUCGGCGCUGCAGUCCCCGUACAUCUCGCCCCGGGUCCUCGACCCGCCGGAGCCGCCGGCGCAGCAGCCGCACCGGCAGCUGCAUCAGGAAAGCAAGGCCUCCAGCGUCACCACCACCACGGCGCAGUCGCCGGCGUCCUGCUCCAACGGGUCCCAGUCCGAGGACACUGACGCGCCGAGCGCGUCCCGCACCCCGCCCUCGGAGCGGUACGACUCCAGCGGCAUCGACCCGGCCAAGAUUUCAGAGGGCGGCGGCGGCGGCUGUGGCGGCGCGCCGCCGCGCGUGUCCUUCUCGUUCCCCGUGCCGCGGGUGUCCUUCACCAGGGGCCCCGUGGCGUCGCCGUCGUCCAACGCCAAGCUCCGGAGCUGUGACGUGUACAUUGGCCACCACAACAACGGCAACCUCGGCAGGUUCUGCAAGUGGCUCAAGGCGGAGCUGGAGCUGCAGGGCAUCGCCUCCUUCGUGGCUGACCGGGCAAAGUACUCCGACACGCAGAUUCACGAGAUUGCCGACCGGAUUAUCUGCUCCGUGGCGUUUGGCGUCGUGGUGGUCACCAUGUCAAGCUUCCUCAACCCCUUCAGCCUCGAGGAGAUCAGAUUCUUUGCUCAGAAGAAGAACCUCAUCCCUAUACUGUUCGACACCGAACCCUCGGAGAUUGCCGGGCUGUUUGAUGGCAAAUUGGAGGACAAGGAAGGGAAGGAAGCAUUCGAAGGGCUGAUGCGGUGCCACGAGUUCAAGCUCGAGGCGAAUGAGACCAAUUGGAGAAGCUGCGUGUCAAAGACAGUCAGUCUGCUGCAGUCUAAGCUUGGCAGGAAGAACAUUGCUGAGAAGGAGAGUGAGGGGUCCGGAGGCAUACCGUUCCCGCGGAACCGGCAUUUCGUCGGAAGGGAGAAAGAGCUGAGUGAAAUCGAGGGGAUAUUCUUUGGAUCCUCGGUAGAUAUCCAAGAAGUGUUGGACUGCUCAAGGGGUUCCACCACAAAUGAAAGAUCCAGCGGCGUGUCCGAUGGCUUUGCCGACGAGGAGAGCGACACGGUGAGGACAUCCAAUGCCAAGUACAUCAGUUUGGAAAUGCGCAAAUGCAAGGAGCCGACAUUGGAGGCCUGGAUCGAUCCGGUGAUCGAGCUGUCGUCGGGGAAAGGUAGGAGCCUUCAGAAGCAGAGAUCAAAGCACAGGAGGUCAAGGUUCCGGUGCAACAGCAAGGGCUGCGGCGGUGCCAGUGUGGUCUGCAUCAAUGGCUCCUCAGGCAUUGGCAAGACAGAGCUGGCAUUGGAGUUUGCUUACCGGUACUCGCAGCGGUACAAGAUGGUGCUGUGGAUUGGAGGGGAGGCUCGGUACGUGAGGCAGAACAUACUCAAUUUGUCCAUGAGCUUGGGGUUGGAUAUCAGUGCUGAGGCAGAGAAGGAGAGGGGCAGGAUCAGGAGCUUUGAGGAGCAGGAGAUUGAUGCAUUCCAGAGGGUAAAGCGGGAGCUGUUCCGGGAUGUGCCCUACUUGCUUAUCAUUGACAACCUUGAGAACGAGAGGGACUGGUGGGAGGGCAAGGACCUCCAUGACUUCAUCCCAAGGAACACCGGGGCGACGAAUGUCAUUAUCACCACGCGGUUGCCACGUGUGAUGAACCUCGAGCCGAUGCAGCUACCACAGCUCUCGUACAUCGAUGCGAUGAUCUUGAUGAAGGGUAAGCUUAAGAAUGACUAUCCGGCCGACGAAACGGAAGUACUCAGGAAGUUGGACGAGCGGUUGGGCCGGCUGAGCUUUGGUCUGUCGGUCGUCGGUUCACUGCUUUCGGAGCUCAUGAUCGCUCCUUCCACUCUGUUUGAGGCUGUUGAGAGGAUAUCGUUGAACGAGAAUUUGUUCCCGCACGAUGCCAACGACGACGGCUUCUGCCGUAACAAUUCCUUCCUGAUAAAGGUUCUGGUCUUCUGUUUUGCCUUGAUGGACCGAGCGAAAGGAGGACACCUGACAUCGAAAAUGAUCAUCGCCGGUUCUUGGUUAGCUCCUGCACCCGUGUCGUCUACGCUGUUGGCCGCCACGGCGAGCAAGCUGCCGAUGAAAGGCAGCAUUCACCUCUGGGGUGAGUCCCUGAAGACUGCAUUUCUAUGUGGCACACAUUGCUUUCUAGCUCCUAAUGGCCGAAAAGCUGAGGUGGAGUCGGCACUCUUGCUUGUGAAGCUCGGGCUGGCAAGAAAGGCGACCCGGCAUCCUGGUUGCUGGAUCCAGUUCCACCCGAUCACGCAGCUCUUUGGCAAGAUCAGGGGAGGCUUGGCGCCAACCACCGCGGCUGUGAACGGGGUGAUGAGGGCUGGCAACCCCUCGGCGUACUCAGACCACCUGUGGGCUAGUGCAUUCCUUGUGUUUGGCUUCAAGUCGGAGCCACCUGCCGUUCAGCUCAAGGCGGUCGACAUGGUGCUCUUCAUAAGGAAGACCGCCCUGCCCCUGGCGAUCGAGUCCUUCAUGACGUUCUCGCGGUGCGGCUCGGCCCUGGAGCUGCUCAAGGUGUGCACCAACAUCCUCGAGGAGGUGGAGAAGUCCUACACGUCGCGGAUGCAGGACUGGAACCGCGGCUCGCUGUCCUGGAGGAAGAAGCUGCAGCCGAACCACCGCGUCGACGAGUUCAUCUGGCAGGAGGUGACGCUGCUCAAGGCGACGCUGCUCGAGACGAGGGCCAAGCUGCUGCUCCGCGGCGGGCUGUUCGACACUGGCGAGGAGCUGUGCCGGACCUGCAUCAGCAUCCGGACGGUGAUGCUCGGGCACGGCGACGCCCAGACGGUGGCCGCUCAGGAGACGCUGGCGAAGCUGGUCAGAUACAGGAGUAAGGUAUGAGCUGACAUCCAAAAACCCUUGCGAGCUGUUCUAGUUUGCAGCCGUUAUUAGAAGGUUUUCCAGGAAUUUUCAUUUCUCCCGGUUUCUGAGACUCUGAUGUGAUGCCAGCCACAGUUUUGUCAGUGAUCUGUGCAAUGUCCAAGCUUCAUGACGCCACGUGUAACCUGAGUUGUUAUGUACAGUACAGUUCAGUCGCUAUUUGAAAUACUUUAUUA